Molecule: messenger RNA, 928 nt
Organism: Medicago truncatula (barrel medic)
Lineage: Eukaryota; Viridiplantae; Streptophyta; Magnoliopsida; Fabales; Fabaceae
Exons: 3
Coding region: 48-737 (229 amino acids)
Molecular function (GO): protein binding
Source: RefSeq, a predicted model, not a curated record
AUAUUUUGAUAAGGAGGUAGAAAGCAAAAUAUCAGAAGUGAGAAGGUAUGGUAGGUGCAUGCAGAGCAGUAGCAGCACCACCCAUUUCCCAUCUUCCGUUGCGAAAUCCUAAAACCAUCAGAAUUAAGAAUUCUUGUCAUCAGAACAAAACCAAAGCUUUCAGAGCUCAACUUUCAAAUAGACGCUUGUUCCUUUUCUCUAUUCCCCUCUCUAGUUUCAUUUUCCUUCCUUUUCCUGCGUUUUGUGAAGGUGACAGUGUCAUUUCACAAGAGUAUGACCCGGUAACUCGUUCUGAAAGAGAUGCAAGUGCUUUAAUCUCACAAAGAGUUUCUCGUGGUGUUGAGUUGUUGGAGAAAGGUAGAGAGUUGCAGGCUCUUGGUGACUUCAAUGGCGCUCUUCAAUACUUUUCUCAGGUGAUUGAAAGCUACAAAGACCUAGCAUUCUCUGAGUAUGCAAGGGUAGGAAGAGCACUAGCCCUAUAUGAAAUUGGUGACAGAGAAGAAGCAAUAGCAGAGAUGGAAGACGUUUCAAUAUCACUAAAAGGGUAUCCAGAAGUACAUGCAGCUCUUGCAGCAGCCUUAUAUGCAGAUAAGCAUGCUGCGUUGCUUGCUGAAAACCAGUUUACAAUUGCAACUCUUCUUGAUCCUCAUUUUACAGAUCUUUCAUAUGUUAGAGACACAAAGCACUGGCCUCCGAGUUUGAUUAGUUCUCUGCAGCAUUUCAUUACACUAUCUUAAGACCUUACAUUAUAUUUAUACGUUUUGUUUAACACAUACUUUAGCAGUUAUAUGAAAACUUUCUCAGGUUUGGACCUUUAUUACAACUUCAAAUGUAUACCCUUGUUUUUUUUUUUUUUUUUUUACAUUAAUUUCUACUUCAACUCUUGUGAUUCUGAAAUGUAAAUCAACUGUGAUUUUUUUCUUUCUUU